GGGAACUGCUGCAAAUUUUAAUAUUCCGAUGUGUAAAGCAAGUAAGUGCACAAUUGUUGAAGUUGAAGAACUAGUUGAAGUUGGUCAGAUUUUGCCUGAGGAGAUUCAUGUGCCUUCCAUUUACUGUCACCGAAUUGUUGUUGGGGAAAAAUAUAAAAAGCCUUUCGAAAAACUAAUUUUUAACGAUUCAUCUGAAAAGAAAGAUAAAAGUACAGACCAGUUGGAUAAUGUCAGAGAAAUAAUUGCUCGUCGGGCAGCUUUGGAAUUUCAAGAUGGAAUGUAUGUAAACCUUGGGAUUGGCAUUCCAACUCUUUGUCCUAAUUAUUUACCAAAAGGAAUAAGUGUUCAUCUUCAAUCCGAAAAUGGUGUUAUUGGCGUGGGCCCAUAUCCAAAACCGGGAGAGGAAGAUCCUGAUAGAAUUAAUGCUGGGAAGGAGUCAAUCACUUUUCUACCUGGCGCCUCUGUUUUUGGUUCGGAUGAAUCUUUUGCUAUGAUACGUGGGGGACAUAUAGACUUGACAUUAUUGGGAGGUUUGCAAGUAUCACAAUAUGGAGAUCUUGCAAAUUGGAUGAUCCCCGGCAAAAUGGUUAAAGGAAUGGGCGGAGCAAUGGAUUUGAUUUCUGCUCCAGGUUCGAAAGUUGUUGUCACAAUGGAACAUACUGCUAAAGAUGGUACACCGAAAAUUUUAGAUGAGUGUACACUCCCUUUGACAGGAAAGAAUGUAGUGUCGAAAAUAAUUACUGAAAAGGCAGUUUUUGAUGUAGACAAAAUAAAUGGAUUGACUCUUGUGGAAGUUUAUAGUGAUUGUUCUGUUGAGGAUGUUGUCCAAGCAACUGACUGCGAUUUUAAGAUUUCUGAAAACUUGAAAUCUAUGGGACAGGCAUGA
Messenger RNA from Meloidogyne enterolobii, 886 nucleotides. The record is from the annotation of a GenBank genome assembly. Lineage: Eukaryota; Metazoa; Nematoda; Chromadorea; Rhabditida; Meloidogynidae.